CCGUCGGCUAGUGUGAAAAAUGCUUCCACUUGGACGAGUUCUGCGAGCGGUGGGUAGCUUGCAGAAGUUCCGCUGUCUGUGCAGCAAGGCUUACGGCGAUGCUCUGCCCAGCAGCUGUGAUGUCCUGAUCAUUGGUGGCGGCGGCAUGGGAGCCUCCUCGGCUUUUUGGCUCACGUCCAAGACACGGCAGCGGGGGAAGAAGCUCAAUGUGCUGGUGGUGGAGCGCGAUCAUGGUUACUCGAAGGCUUCUACUGUGCUCUCGGUGGGCGGAGUACGGCAGCAGUUCUCCCUGGCAGAAAACAUACAAAUGGGACUUUACGGCCACGACUUCAUUAUGAACAGCCAAAAGCAUUUGGGUGACGUCGAUCUCUGUUUCCAGCCGCACGGCUACCUGAUCAUGGCCACCUCCCAAGGAGCAGAGAUCCUCACCCGGAACUCCAAGCUGCAGAACGAAUUGGGGGCCCGGAACAAACUGCUCGGCCCGAAGGCCCUGCGGAAGCAAUUUCCCUGGCUGUGCACGGACAAAAUUGAACUGGGCUGCUACGGCAUUGACAAGGAGGGAUGGUUUGAUCCCUGGGCGCUGCUGAUGGGAUUCAAGAAACAGGCGCGUUCCUUUGGCGCCAAGUUCGCCAACGGGGAAGUGGUGGGCUUCGAGUGGAAUGCAGCUGGGGCUUUGUCAGGAGCAGUGGUUGAUGCUGGCGAUGGUACUCAGCAUACUGUGAAGUUCAACACCUGCGUACUAGCGGCGGGAGCACACUCGGGCCAGGUGGCUAGCCUGGCAAAUAUUGGCAGCGCCCAGGCGAAGGAGGCAUCGCUGCGCGUGCCUCUGCCGGUGGAGCCGCGAAAGCGGUAUGUCUAUGUGUUCAGCACGCAGGGCGACAAUGGUCCUGGCUUGGCAACGCCGCUGACCGUAGAUCCGGACGGGACAUACUUCCGACGGGAUGGCUUGGGCGGCAACUUCCUCUGCGGCCGCAGUCCUUGUGAUGAUGAGGAGCCGGACUGUGAUACCUUGGAUGUGGAUCAUGGCUACUUUGACACGGACAUCUGGCCCACCUUGGCAAACCGUGUGCCGUGCUUUGAGGCCGUCAAGGUGCAGAGCAGCUGGGCCGGCUACUACGAGCACAAUACGUUCGAUGCCAAUGGCAUCAUAGGCAGGCAUCCACAUUACAGCAACCUCUUCAUAGCUGCUGGCUUCAGUGGCCAUGGCAUUCAACAGACGCCUGCGGUUGGACGAGCCAUCUCUGAGCUGAUCCUGGAGGGCAGGCUCACCACUCUGGACUUGUCGCGCAUGAGCUUUGAUCGCAUCGUGAAACAGCAGCCCAUGUUCGAGGUCAAUAUAGUCUGAGAGUGGUUGAAUAUUGUUAUCAUUUUCAUUUUGUUGUGUGUAUGUACGUUCUUUUAUUGCAAUUUUCUUGUUGUAUGUAUGUAUAUAUGGUAAUUUUUUCGUAUAGUAAAGUUCACGUUCGUAGUCACGUAAAGCAUUGUUGUGUGUGUUUUGGCUGCAUGUUGUCGAGAGGAAUUGAAGGAGUUGAAGGGUGUUUUGGUCUUGGUUCGGCCACAAGAAUUACUACACAUAAUUUAUUUAAAUUAAGAUUUUAAACAUAGUCGUAAUAUAAUUUUACGGAAUAAUUGCGGACUUAAGAUCAGGUGUGGCUGGCGGGUUGGAGUGGGGAGGGGGCCUGUUAUCAUCUGGUUGUUUUGCCUUUAUUACUUAGUUAUCGUUAUGUAGAGUGGCUUUAUAUAUUUGACGUUUAAACUACAUACAAGAUUUGCAUUUGCCUUUGAGUUGAAUCCGAUCCGCUCUGUCGGGGUGAGCAAAAAAAAAUGCUCAAGCUAUUAGUUAAUAUAAAUAAAUGUGUGUGUAUGAGCGCGCCUACGCGUGAGUGUUUUUAUAUGAGAAUGACUGGAUUGCUACCUAAGCCUCGCUCUCGCCUGGUGCAGCGUUUUCUCCGUCGCUGAUGGGCACGAUCAGAUUCUCCUUCGACAUUAGAUUGUAUUUUGUGACGAAAUGCGUAAAUCGGUGGCAUAGAUACGUUUCUGUUUCGAACUCGUCGAAAAUGCGACGAUGGUGAAAGAAAGCAUGAGAGAAGAUGCGGUAAACGCGCCGACACACCGACCCCAGCUUGGUCACCGACGACUCCUUUAU
Drosophila miranda is the source of this 2146-nucleotide messenger RNA. Its product is annotated as FAD-dependent oxidoreductase domain-containing protein 1. Gene Ontology annotation, cellular component: cytoplasm. Lineage: Eukaryota; Metazoa; Arthropoda; Insecta; Diptera; Drosophilidae. Bases 20 to 1345 code for a protein of 441 amino acids. The transcript is spliced from 2 exons. Gene Ontology annotation, molecular function: oxidoreductase activity. The record is from RefSeq and is a predicted model, not a curated record.